Esox lucius (northern pike) is the source of this 3353-nucleotide messenger RNA. RefSeq names its product leucine rich repeat containing 10 (gene lrrc10). Gene Ontology annotation, molecular function: protein binding. The coding region runs from base 588 to 1442 and encodes 284 amino acids. NCBI's taxonomy places the organism in Eukaryota, Metazoa, Chordata, Actinopteri, Esociformes, Esocidae. The transcript has 2 exons. The record is from RefSeq and is a predicted model, not a curated record.
GGCUGCCUGCAACACUGUGUUCAUAGCUCAAAAACAUGACAGACACUGCUAACAGACACACAUGAAUAAUGAAUGGCCAUCCAGGCUGUGUGAGGACUUGUAGGCAGCCGGGAAUGUAGACCACCUCCACGCCUUCUGAUCAGUUAACACCUCUUACACUUAUCCCCACACUUGUGUUCCAGAGACCACAGACCAUGCCCACCACCCCCUUUCUUGUGUUAUGACGAGGGCGAAAGUCAUUAAGCACAAAUGGGGAGGAGUAAGUUACGCGUCAUUUGCUACUGCUUAACAGCCUAGGCAAAGCCAAGAGCCACAGGCAGAGAGAGAGCCAACAUAAAGGUCUGUGCAAGGGUCUUGGAGUAUCGACAUCACUUUCACUAGGUGGAACACAACACCGGCAUACAGCUACUUGGAGAAAAGCUGUAAAACAGAAUGUGUCAGUCUUACUGUGAGAAGGAUCCAUUCAAUCCAUAGGAAUAUCUGAAGUUUGACUGCUGAUAAAGCAUGGGCUUUUCAGGACUUUUUCUCAGCUCUGCGGCUAAAUCAGAGGUGAGUGUGGGGCAGCAUCUCUGGGAGACAGGCUGUUAAUGAUGGGGAACGUCAUUCGUGGAGCUGUGGCCUUCAUCCCCUCGGAGCGAUGCCAGCGUUUCCUGGUGGGUGACCUGAAGGAGAUGCCUGUCGAUAGGACGUUGGACCUCAGCAAACUGCAGCUUCGUCGCCUCCCUAUGGCUGCCUGCCUGUUCAAUGAGCUGGUCAAGCUCUACCUGAGCGGCAACAACCUGAGUAGCCUACCUGCAGACCUGCAGGGCCUGAGGAAGCUGCAACUCCUAGCUCUAGACUUCAACUGUUUUGAGGAACUGCCUGCAGCAGUUUGUCAGCUGCCCCAGCUUAACAUCCUGUAUCUGGGCAACAACCAACUCUGGAGCCUCCCCAGGGAGCUUGGCAAGCUGAAAGAACUUAAUACUCUGUGGUUGGAGACCAACUGCUUCACUGAGUUUCCAAGUGUGGUCUGCAACCUCCCCAACCUCAAGACCCUCCAUCUGGGGUACAACCAGAUAAGCAAACUGCCCAUGGAACUCAGUGGGCUGGAGGAGCUAAGGAGCAUCUGGCUAGCCGGGAACCAACUGUGUGAGUUCCCACCAGUGUUGCUCAAAAUGCACUUUCUUGCUGUGAUUGAUGUGGAUCGCAACAGAAUCUGCCGCUUUCCCGGUCUGUCCCAUUUGCAGGGAUUAAAACUGGUAAUCUACGACCACAACCCCUGUGUGAACGCACCUGUGGUUGCGGAGGGGGUAAGGAGGGUUGGACGCUGGGCAGACAGCUCGGACGAUGAAGAGGAUGAUGAGGAUGGGUUGAAAGUGUGUGAGACAUUGACUGAGGUGAAAGAGAUUGCCUUAGAGGGGGAGUUGGAAUCACUACUUGAAAAAAGUUGUGGAAGCAUCUGACCUUCAGCCGUGAUUAGGGUGGAGGACAGGAUGCCAGUCAAGUGGAGCACUUGCUGGAGGGAGGCCAUAUGUCUCGGCAUGCUACACAGGAAGACAAGCCUGAUGGUGUUGGGUUCCAAAUAUGGUCAGUGCUGUGAUAUGGACCUAAACACACAGAUGACAAAUAAUAAGCUGUUACAAUUGGUUUUCCAUUGUAAUGAAACAUGGAAUAGUGUGGAGAAUCUUAAAUUACAUAUUUAACUUUUAAGUCUGUCUUCAGUAUUCAGUUUAUUUUGCAGGUGAUUUUUUAAUCAAAAUAUUUUUUUGAGACAAGAGGAAAUUCUGCUAAGUGUCCAGGGUUGGUAGGUUUCUAAGUGUAAUUUAACAUACCUCGUUAACUAUCCAAAAUAAUAUAAUUGUAUGGGUAAUAAAAUAAUAAACUGUAAAGGAUGACCAAGAACUGAGUGAAAUCAUCUGUUUACUUUCAGCUACCAUUAUCAUUCUUUACCAGGGUUUAGAAAAGACAAACAGGGUCCAUUAAGUACAAUUUGAUGGUUAGAUUGUAUGAUUGAAUGUAAUAUUUUUCAACAUGAACGUUGAAAGGUUUCUCACCGUGAAUGUAGCCUAAAAAAACUGCAAACCAUGGUUCAGUUGUCUUUACACAGGCAUCAGAAACGUCAGUUCAUUUUAACAGUGCUAGAAGAAAAUCAGAUGAAACAUGGUUUAACUUCUUUAAAAGUACACAUCCAACUAUUAGAAAACAACACCAUAUUUGGUUUGAUUUUAAUUAAAGGUGAUUUGGUCACUAAAAACAGGUUUACCCCUACAACUACCAUAGACGUUUAGCUAAUGGUGGUAACACAUUUUAAUUUGGAUUUUUCUGACAUUUUUAUUUUUUUAUUUACAGAAACUGUGGGGAAUGCUAGAUGGGAGGGUUCUUCUUGAAAGACCCUUGAUGUAUUUGAACCCUUGAUGUAGCUGUACAUGUACCCUGGAGGCAGCUGCCUUAGACUGGCGGACCUCCCUUGACCUGAGGUUAGCUGGAGCUUUGAUUGGUUGUGCAAAGAAAAAACAAACAUGUAUUACAGUUUUUGUUGACCCAUAGACUAUUUUCAGGGUGAGGAACUAUCCAAAACCAUGUUGAGAAAUAGUAAAAUUCUCCUCUACACUUAUUACAUCUUAUAAAGGUGCCAUAUUUUUCACUGCAUUAUUUAAAGUAAUUCAGUAAAUAUAAUCUGAUUAUAUUUUAGCUAGUAUUAUUUUUUUUUUAUUAGAUUGGGUGUAAGUGAUAACAGUUACUCCCCAAACCUGUAGGUGUUCCUAUUCAUGAACAUUAGCUGGGGUGAGUAUAGUGUAAAACAUUUUGAGUAGAUAUUUUCAUUAAAAGAUAUUAAAGAUAUUGUCAUCACAUACCUGUUAAUUCACAGAGGCAAUUUUGAGACUACUUAGGCAAGAGGUUACUAAUUACUUUACAUAGAAUUAUUUAAUUUUCCACAUAAUUCUACAAAAUUAAAUGUCUACCUUCCGAGGCUUAUUUCGGUGAGGUGAUUAAUAUCCAUGAUUGAUGGUUAAAGUCAAGCUAUGCACAUCUCCUCCAGAAUUAUGCAUAAUUUAGUCAGACAGAACCUUAGAUUUGAUUUAAAGGCUUUUAAUGGGUUUUAAUAUUAUCGCAGGAGCUUUAAAUUUAUGAUAAAAACCCAGAUAUAUGAAACUAGGCAUAGACUAUUUUCACCAUCACCCAGAGAUAGAGUAUUAUGCUAUUAUGCAGAGUUAGAAGGUUACAAGAACAAAUGUAAUCAAAUAUGCUGUAAACUGUAUUUUAAUUUCGAAUAGUUUGUUGGCAGUACACUACUGUAUGCAAAAUGUGUGAUGAUGAUUUUGGUCUUGACAGGCAUUUUCAAAUAAAGACUUAUGAAAUACUGCAACCAUGAA